GAGGCAUCGUGGAGGGGGGGGGGUUCCACACACGGGACAAAAGGAGGGAAGAGAAGUCUCUGGCGAGAAAGUCCCUAACACACGAUCUCGGGGCCGAGACAGGAACAGUCGGCCGAAGGUCUCCUCCAAAGAAAUAGCAUAGGAGACCCGCCGGCGUGAGCCACCCAUGGGGGAAAGCGGGAGCCACGACGGGGAGCCGGUCGUGCUCUUCAAGAGCGCCGUCCAGCCGGCACUGCUCGUUUCUUGCGUCCUCCUGCUGUACCUGUGGGCCAGACGGAGCCCGAGGGCGCCGGGCAAGAGCCUCCCGGGCCCCGUCGGGUGGCCGCUGCUGGGUAACGCGCUGCAACUAGGCCGCCUGCCGCAUCUCUCCUUCUGCCAGCUAGCGCGGCGCUAUGGCGACGUCUUCGAGCUGCGCCUGGGCAGGCGCGCCAUCGUGGUGCUCAAUGGGGAGGCGGCCAUCCGGCAGGCCCUGGUGCAGCAGGGGGUUCCCUUCGCGGGCAGGCCUGACUUCCCCUCCUUCCACCUAGUGUCCGGGGGAAAGAGCAUGGCCUUCGGGCGCUACACCGAGCGGUGGCGGGCGCAGCGGCGGGUGGCGCACGCCACGCUGCGCGCCUUCUCGACGGCCAACACGCCGAGCAAGCGGCUCUUCGAGCAGCACGUGGCGGCCGAGGCGCAGGAGCUCAUCCACGGGCUGGUGAAGCUGAGCGCGGGCGGCGCCUACACCGACCCCGCGCCGCUCUUCACCGUGGCUAACGCCAACGUCGUAUGCGCUCUCUGCUUCGGGCAGCGCUUCAAGCACACCGACAGCGAGUUCCGCGCGCUCCUGGCCAGGAACGACCGUUUUGGUCAGACGGUGGCGGCGGGCAGCUUGGUAGACGUCCUGCCCUGGUUGCAGACCUUCCCCAACCCUGUGCGCAGCGUCUUCCGCGACUUCCAGACGCUCAACCGGGAGCUGUACGACUUCGUGCGCGCCAAGGUGGCGCAGCACCGGCUUACCUUCCAGCCCGGGGCCCCUCCGCGCCACAUCAGUGACGCCAUGCUUGAAUGCAUGGAGCACGGCCCCGGGGCGCUGCAGGGUCUCGUCGGCGACUAUGUCGAGGCCACGCUGUCAGACCUUUUCGGCGCUGGCCAGGAUACCACCUCGACAGCCCUGGCAUGGGUGCUGCUCCUCCUCCUCAAACACCCGAUGCUUCGACGGCAGCUGCAGGUAGACCUGGACCGGGUGGUGGGUCGCGGCCGACUUCCGACGGGCGACGAUCGCGUCUCCUUGCCUCGCCUGGAAGCUUUCCUCUUCGAGACAUUCCGCUACACCAGCUUCGUGCCUUUAACCAUCCCCCACGCCACCACAGCCGACGUGCUCCUAGAUGGCUUCCACAUCCGCGAGGGCAGGGUGGUCUUCAUCAACCAGUGGUCAGUCAACCACGAUCCGAUCCGCUGGAAAGACCCGCAUCUCUUCGACCCGGCCCGCUUCCUAGACUCCCGGAAGGAGAAUCUCGACCGGGACCUCACCUCUCGGGUCAUGAUCUUCUCCUUGGGCAAGAGGCGCUGCAUUGGGGAGCAGCUGGCCAAGCUGCAGCUCUUCCUGUUCACGGCCAUCCUGCUGCACCAGACCGACCUGGAGGCCAACCCUGCCGAGGAGCUCACCAUGGAUUGCGUGCACGGGCUGGUCCUCAAGCCCCUGCCAUAUACUGUUUCUGUGGCCAGGCGAGGCACCCUCGAGAGCCCAGAAGGAGCCAGCCCAGGAGGAAGGGCAGGCGCCUCUUAGGUGGGGGACAGUGCUCCUUGCCCAGAUACUCUUUUAGCUGUAGGUAAGGGCCCUGCUGGGUCCCAGAGGCCACAGCUGCCCUCUCUCCAAGGGAAAUUUAUGUCUUUUCCCACCCCCUACUUUUUGACAAGGCUCCUGGCUUCAUACUGUGCCUUUCACACAAGGAUGAGAAACCUGUAGCUCUCCAGGCUUACUCCAACACCCUGCCAGGAUGGCCAGUGGUCCAAGACGAUGGGAGGUAGCCCCGCACCAUCUGGAGAGCCACUGGUUCCCAUUCCUGUGAACAGGAGCCUGACCAGCAGACAUUUUAGAAGGUGAUGAUGCAUUGCUCCGUGCUCUGGAAAAGAUAAGCCUGCAGGUUUCUCUGCACAUCACCCAGCUGCUAAGCCAUUUUUUUCUAAUCAGCCCAACCAGAACAGCUCAUUGGGGUGUCCCAUUCUUAUCCUAAGUAGUUCGAUCCAACUUUCCUUAAAUUAGAGAUACAGUGAGACUAUUGUGAUUAAAUUAAAAACAUAUAAAUUGUUUGGUGGAGGUCUGGGAAAUUCUGUGAGACUGAAGUUUUGAAAUAAAUGCCUCUUUGAAACAGGCAUGCCUUUUUAAACGACACACACUUUUGCAGCCAGAAAAAGUCUCUUGGACUAUUUUUCUUCCAGAUUAUUUUUGUGAAGAAGUUUGACACUUAACAGGAUUGCUAAGACAAAAGGGGGUUUAGGACCAUGUUAAGUGUAAAUUACUUUCAUGGGAAACAUUUCUUUGGAAGAAAUCAUGUGUAACCUGUGCAUAGAGUAUCACAGUGACAAUAGGGAACUUAACUGUAGGUAUAUCAGGUGAGAAACUACAGCUAGUGUGGCUGCUGCGCACAUACAUAUUAUGGAUAGGUGUAGAAAGGACAUGUGCACAGUUGUCACCUGGGUCAAUCUGCACACAGUUUUGAAUGUUUUCCAUGAUGGACACUUGUUAUAUUUGAAGCAGACCAAAAAGAGAAAGGGACCAUCUUUACCCGUGGGAGCCAAUUCAACUGUGUAGAAAGUGUUAUGACUUUGCCAAGAGUUAACCUUAUGGCCCCAUCCUAUAGCUUUCUCAGAGGGCAAGUCAUGCUCUGUCUCCAUGGUCAGAAGCAGCAUGCUUUUGAAUACCAGUUGCUAGAAACCACAGGAGGGGAGAGCGCUGUUUGCAGGUUUCCUGUGGGUACCUGGUUGACCACUGUGAGAACAGGCCACUGGAUUUAAUGGGCCAUUGGCCUGAUCCAGCAGGCUCUUCUUAUGUUCUUGUAUAAAGUAUACUUUAUUCAAAAAUACAGGAGGAAUUCCUUUGGUUAGUAAUGCUAAGUAUGGGCCAAACUGCACACAAAGAUACCUCCCCACCCCAACAGCCACAUUGUCUAAGGUAGCGACAGGGAAUCUGUGGCUCUCCAAAUGUUGAUCAACUUCAGUCCCCAUAAUCCCCAGUUAUUGGCCAUGCUGGUUGGGGCUGAUGGGAGCUGUACUCUUAACAUUUUGAAGGUCGUAAGUGCCCCAUUCCUGCUCUCAGGAAAAGCUGCUUUAGGGGAGACUGGGAGAAGUAGCAUAACCCUUUCCUUUUCCACUGCUGAAAUUACCCCCCUCACUGGGUUCUAGACCCAUGCUUGUGACAAAUAUGAUUGGAACCUUGCUUGCUGUGGGAGGGAGCUACACUGGAAAAAUGGCUGGCAAGGAAAGGAUUAAGCAACUCUGCUGCUGCUCUGCUCCAAAUCACCCUCUCGUGAAACUGCUUUUUCUUAUAAGCACUUGACUGCAAAGGUUUGCCACAUGUUUUUGUGUACAUGCAGACCUAUUGUUCCUGCUCAGCUCCUCUACAAGACUCUUCAGUGUUCUUUAGUAAAGCACUCGGGUAGCAGCAGUGUUCUGUAAUCAUCUUCCUUGCAGCAUGGAAAUAACUGGGCUUAGUGGCCUUGUCGCUUCCAGUUAGAGCAGAAAAAUUAAUGAACAUCUACUUGUAUAGUGCACACUCAGCAAGCUUGCCACUCCUAGCCAAGGAAUAGGAAAUAUUUCAUCUGUAGUCCUUGGCAUUGGCUUGUGGGAAAAAUUAUAUUUUUCUGUUAUCAAUCAGUGGUUCCUACCUUGACAUUCAACUUAGUAGUACCAGCUGUUUUUAAUAAACUUCACCAGAUUGAUUAGAACUUGCAUCCAGAUCAUUACAUUUUAACAUGAGAUAAAUUGAGACACUCAAAAUUUCCUCAUUCACUGAUUCUGUUCUUUACUGCAUAGGCAGAGAACCUUUUUUCUUCCCUGUGAAGUGCUUCAUUCCAGCAGGAGUAAUCCACUGGGGAUUGCAUACUGGAGGUGUGUGAGACCAAAACGUAGACAGGAUAGCCCCUUUUCUUUUGUACCCAUUUUCCUCCUAUUCCCCCCCCCUUGCCAUCCACAUGAAAUUAGGCCAGGGAUGCAGGCUCCCAACCUCAUCUUACAAGUUUUCCACCCCAGAAACAUCCGAUGUCUGGCUAAAGUGGACAAAAAUAUUUUCAAUACUCAGAGCCAGUUCCUCUACUGCUUGCUAUCAGGAGUUUGAGAAGCAGACUGGAAGCUGAUUUGAGCCUGACUGGCUUUCUACAUAUAGAGAUGCAUGUUCAUAAACAAUAGCAUAUUUCACAUAUGGAUGGUGGAGGAAGAUUGAGCAUCAGCCCAACUCACUUUCCCGCUUUACUGCAUACAAGAUCAGCACUGGACAGAGUAUCAUGUGAACCAGCCAUGCCCUUGGGGAGGAGGAGGGGGAGAAAUAGAACUCUUAAUAGUACCGUUAAGGUAACUCCUGCCCAUGUCCCCACAGCAGGCCCUCUGCAGGGGCCCCCUCCACCUGUCCCCCAUGCUUGUCAGCAACCAAGGCAGCAAACCUUGGCUGUUUCUUGACCACCUCAUCAACCUAUUCAGGUGCCAAAGAUGAUGUGUGAAAACCAGUAUUCACCAGAACACAGAUUUCAGAGACAGAUGUCUGAACCUUGCCACCUGUAUGUACACUGCAUUGUGUAAUUGUCUGUUAACUAGGGCUGGAGACGCUGUGGCCAUCCAGGAAUUAUUCUCAUCAGCUCCAGCAAGCAUGGCCAAUGGUCAGAGAUAACAGGAGCUGGAGUCAACCACAUCCAGAGGACCAUAGAUUCCUAAUUCCUACUUUAAACACAAGUAAAAUCUGCACUUGUCUAUUGCUGAAAAGUAAAAAGUUAAUUUGGGCAACAGUUUUUCCCCAUGAGUCUUUAUAGUUAUCUAAUAAGCUAUGUAAUCAGCCUAAAUAAUAUAGCAUACAUAUAUUUGAACCCACCAUUAGGCAUUUCUUUCACCUAAGUUUGGGUGGAGUGCAUGGAGUGAAGAUACCUUUUCCAUAAAUUGCACUUUUUUCUUUUGCAUUAAGCAUUUCUUGAUUUUUUAAAAAAAUGUGAC
Molecule: messenger RNA, 5175 nt
Organism: Rhineura floridana
Lineage: Eukaryota; Metazoa; Chordata; Lepidosauria; Squamata; Rhineuridae
Product: cytochrome P450 1B1-like
Exons: 1
Coding region: 167-1765 (532 amino acids)
Biological process (GO): hormone biosynthetic process; progesterone metabolic process
Molecular function (GO): steroid 17-alpha-monooxygenase activity; iron ion binding; heme binding
Source: RefSeq, a predicted model, not a curated record